Molecule: messenger RNA, 2196 nt
Organism: Diabrotica balteata
Lineage: Eukaryota; Metazoa; Arthropoda; Insecta; Coleoptera; Chrysomelidae
Source: the annotation of a GenBank genome assembly
AUGGAAAAAAGUAGUUUAAAACAAAGUUUUCCGAAAUUACUUUGUUUGAAAAGGUCGCCUGUGCUUUUUAGCCGAAGGGAGAGUGAGAACAGAAAUCCCUUGAAGACCUUAAACGUUAACACCUUAAGAACCGACAACAUAAACUACGAUCAAUAUUUGGAAAAAAGUGCCUGCAGUUAUCUGAAUAGCUCGAAUUCAGAAAACGCUCAAUGUGAUAAUUCAACAAAUAUAUCGUCCCCUACUCACGAUAAUAGUAGAUUAGAAAGUCGAAAGAAAAAUAGAAGCAGUUUUCAUCAGAAUGUCGAAGAAGCUUUGAAUUCCUUGUUGUGGCAACCGUACGAAUAUCAGGAGACUACUAGGGCUUCCCCGUCGACGUCACCUUUCAGUUCCUACAGUAGUCCAUCUUCAUCCUAUAACGACCUUGAAGAAAUCACAAAGAAUGAUGGUAGUUCAUGCAGUUUUAGAGACCUACAUCUUCAAUCCUCGACUUCGGUUUCAGAAAUGGUUAUUAACCUGCAAGAACUCAACCUGACGGACCAAUCGGAGGUUCCGUUUACGUCACAUGACCCCCGUACAAUUCGUUCAACAACUUGGCUCAGCGAGGUAUUCAGUCUAACGGAGUCCGCGAGGCAGCGCGUGUCGUGCGAUAGCGUUUGCAGUGUUAGUGAUGUAAACUGUUGUGAUAUGCAAGUUAGUGCACCGUUAAACACGUCCAGUGCGGCCCAGACAAACGUGCUACACAUUCACGCAAACGAUAAUGGGGUGAAUAAUACUAGUGUUAAUAUUAAUCAACAAACUGUGUUUCAAAACAUUAACGAAACUAACCUAAGUACCGCUAAUGUCGUUGGAUUACCGAACCAUGCAAGAUAUUCAUCUGUCCCCGUGAGUAAUAUUCAAAGUAGACCUACAAACAAUAACAAUUUAGUACCGAAACAUUCUAGAAAUGUGUCGGAACCAUCCAACCACUUUUUUAAGUGUCAAAAUAAUAACAUUUUAACUCCACAACCAGGAAGUUCUGUACCGAUCCAAUACAGACACAGUGCACAACUAGAUCAUUCAAAUGUGCAACAAAUUAAUAAUUUUAGAGGUACUUCAGUGCCCAAAAAUGUGCCAAUUAUUCCUCGACACGACAUUACCACAGUAACCACUACCACUACAGCCCCUAGCACUCAUGUAAACAAUUCAAGACUAACCCAGAAGGUUAAUGCACAGGUACCAAACGAUAUAAGUAAUAUUAACGUCAAUUUUUAUAGAGCAGUGCCUGUCAAUGUCAUUUCUUCAGUACCUACAAUUCAUUGUUUAAAUACUUUGAGCAAUGUGCAAGGUAAUGAGGUAUCUAACGUACAGGUACUUCCUUUGGGAAAUCCAACGAACGUAGUAACUAGUAGUUCUUUGGUGGUAGGUACUACCCAAGUGAUACUCCAUAAUACUCAAGCGAGUAUUAAUAAUACCAACGAUAGACCUACUUUUGUAAACACAUCGACUUCUGUUUUACCAUCUCAUACAUUUUCUACUAGUACUGGUACUAACACUGCAUCCCACUUUCCUACUCAGGCUUCUACAAGUCAAGUUUUUAUACAGAACCACAGACCUACUAAUACUAGUACCGUACCUUUUGUAAACAUACAGCCUGUUUUGAGAACAAACGUCCAAGUGGAAAGUAGUACACAUAACUCCCAAACAAGACCAGUCAACACUCCUAGAACCUUCACGAGCACCGAAGCUCAAACGGAUGAAAUAUCUAUUCUACCAGCAACGAAUGAACAAACCACAACUGAUAGGGAACAAAGAAGAAAAGAACGAAGGGAAAGAAGGCACCAAAGAAGACUAAAUAACAGAUAUUCCGUGGAUAAUGGUACUCAAGUUAACAACCAAAAUGAUCGGUUGCCGGAUUUGCUCAGCAACCAUCUACCACCCCCUUAUUCACCUAUCACUAGUGCUUCUGGACCAAACGUCGGAUCGGUCAGUCCUAUGUCACCGUUGAUGACAAAUUCCGGAAUUUUGCCGCACCCUCACGGUACAGUACUCCAAACGGUUGUUCCUAAUAAUAUAGUGCCUCCCAGUGGAUUUGUUUUCCAAGGUCCGCCUCCAGUGGCACAAGUGCCUCUAGUGCAAGGACCGGCGCAAGUGGCAGUUCCUGUGCCGCCUCCUACUGGAUUUAGAUUCCCGUUUCCUGCUACAGGCUUUAGAAGGUAA